AUGUCAUUAACGCUAUUUGGUAAUGAUAACAGGAGUAAACAUAUAGGAAUAAAUGCGCCCGCAGGACGGGUUGGACAUUCUCUACAUAUUUAUUAUGAGUUGAGUUUAACAAAUGUAAGUGAUAGUUCUAUAAAAGAUAAAGAAGAGGAUUAUAUAUUUGAAAAAAAGUUGGAAACAUUGAAACAUUAUGAACAUAAUAGAAGAAACGAAGGAAAAUUUGAUGAUACAAAUGAAGAAGAGCAAGAGCAACAAGAAGAAGACGAAGAACAAGAACAAGAACAAGAAGAACAAGAAGAACAAGAAGAACAAGAACAGCAACAACCAAAUUAUGAAAAUACGGGCAACUGGAAUGAAACUAGAACAAAUGAGAAUAUUAUUACCGAAUGUUGUGCUGAUACCCAUAACUUUAUGAAAUAUAACAAGUUGGGCAAUAAGGAGUAUAAUAAUAAAUAUAUUUAUGGAAAGUAUAAAAUAAUAAUAUUUGGUGGUGGAAUAUUAGAUGAUGAAUUUAUAAAAAAUUAUUCGAAUGAAUAUUUAAUGAAUGGAGGAGGAUGUGGAUUUUAUAAUAGUGAAAAAAGAAGUACAAAUUAUAUGAAUUGUAGUUCUAUGAGUAUAGAAAAUUAUUUACAUAAAACUUUUAAUGAUAUACAUAUAUGCGAACAGGAAAAUAGUAAUUUUGAAUGUUGGCAAAAUAUUAAGACAUCGAAUAUACCAGACCCUAGAGCAUUUCACGCCUCGUGUAUUGUCAAUUUAGGACUAAAUGGAGUUUUUUUAUUUAUUCAUGGAGGAAAAGUUAAAAAUAAUAUAUUAGCAGAUGAUACAUUAUAUGCUUUAAAUUUAAAUAAUCUUUCUUUUUAUGAUAAUAGUAGUACAUGUGCUAAUCAUAAUACAUUUGAAUCAGUGGAACAGCAAGCAUAUGAUACAUAUGAAAGCAGUGAUAAUAAUAAGAAUAAUAAUAAAUAUGAAGAGGAGAAUGAAGAGAAAGAGCACACAACAAAGGAUGAUAAUAUAACUUGUAGCAGUUACAUGUACGAAGAAAAAAAAUCAAUUAAUGGAUCAAAUAAAAAAUGUUAUAACAGCGAAUAUGAUGAGGAAUAUAAUUAUAGUAAUUUAAAGGAAAAAAAUAAAAUAUCCAAUUUUUAUAAAAAGGUUAUUAAGAUGGAUAUUAAAAGGUCUAAGAAAAAAGAAGUAAUAAAAGGAGAAAGUGUAUGCAGAGAUACUGUUGUAACUGAUGAAAAUCUUAAGGCGUCAAUUCUGAAUAGAAGUAACAAUAUUAGUCAAUCCUUUGAUAACGAUAAUAAUAGUACUACUACAUCAUUUCUCUUGAACGAAAAGGGAAAUGUUGAUAUGUUUGUACUAGAAAAGGAGCAUGCCUAUGAGAAUAGUAGUUGUAUUAAUGGAACCAAUGGUGGUAAUGGGUACGAAAAAAAGGAGAAACAACAAGAAGAUAAGAAAGAAGAGGAGGAAGACAAAAGCAAAAACAAUCUAUUAAAUAAUUUAAUUAAUAAAAAGAAAAGACGUGUAUCAUCAUCGUCCUAUUUAUGUUCUGCUUCAAAUGUGUCUAGUUCAUCUGCCUCUUCUUCAUUGUCUUCUACUUCCUCUAAUUCUUUUGUACCGUAUGAAUCUCAUUUAUAUCGAACAAACUUAUAUCUUAAUAAAAGUAACAACGAAUAUGAUAAUUACAACAGUAAUAAUGUUCUUGUAAAUUCUCGAGUCCCAGUUGAAAGUUUACUUUUAAGAAAAACAACAUCAUCUUGUAGUGAAGCAUUUGACGAUACGAAUAAUAAUUGUACCUCCAAUUCAAUAAAAGUAAAAAGAAAAUGGAUGAAAAUAACAACAGUAGGAAGUAAACCUAAUAGCAGAUAUGGUCAUACUUUGGAUUUUUUAUAUCCACAUUUAGUUUUAUUUGGUGGUAAUGAGAAGGUAGGGGAUGAAGAAAAUUUUUAUUGCAAAAAUGAUCUUUGGGUAUUAAAUAUAGAAAAUUGUAAAAUAAAAUAUAAAAAAAAAACAAAACAAAAUAAAACAAAAAAUAGUAAAAUUUUUUAUUUUACUUGGCAAGAAAUUGAAUACAAAUCUAUUUCUCCCUUAGGAAGAUAUUUUCAUUCAACAAGUAUAUGGUAUGAUAAAAAAAAGAAAAAAAAUAAUUUAAUUUUAUAUGGAGGAAAAGUGAAGAAUAAAACAAAUAGUAGUAGGUUAUUUUCGUUACAUAAAAAUGGAAAUAAUUGGUACUGGAAUAUUUUACCAGUUUAUAUUGAUAACUUAAAUGAAAAUAGAGCAUAUCAUUCAAUAGUUUGUAUUCGUAAUUAUAUAUUUAUUAUUGGUGGAGAAGAGUAUACUUAUAAAUAUAUAGAAAAAAUGCCUUCUGCUUUAUACUCUUUUGAAACCAAGAAGUUUCAGUACAUCAAUGAUUUUACUGCAAAAGCAUGCUUAAAAUGUUUUGCAAAAGAUGAUACUAUUUACACCUGGGGAGGAUUUACUGAUAUUCCAUGUAAUAAUGAGAAUUGUUUUCCUAAUAAUUUUGUACUAUUAGAUAUAAAUCUACAUAUUUUAUGUAUACAGAUGAAGGAUGGCUUAUAUGAUGAAUAUGAUGAAAAAUCGAGCCUAGUUAUUAAGGCAGAAGUUGAUUCAGAUGAUAAUAAUAUUUAUAAUAGGAUUAAUGAAAAAAUUCAAAAAAUAGAAAAUAAGAAAAUAGAAUUAGAAAAGGAUAUGUUGUAUCAAAUAAAAUUAAAUAAUAAUAUGAGCUAUCGUAUAAAAUCUCAAAUGAUACAAUAUGAAAGGUUGGUACAUUUGUUAAAUGUUAAACAAAGGCAAAAUUCGCAUUUAUUAAAUUUAUUGAAAAGGCAAAGUUUGCAUCUAAUUAACAACAAUGGAAAUGUAAGUAGUAAUGACAUCAAUAUGUACAAUGAUAGUAAUAUUAAUGCAAUAAUAAAUAACAGUAGCAUGGACAGUAAUAUUAUUAAUUACAUAAGUCAUAACAAUGAGGAGUUUUUUAAAAUAGAUAUUAAUGAAAAUGUAAAUGAAAAUUUAAUGAAACUUUCAAAUCUCCACAUGCAUCAGAUACAUAAUAAUAAUAAUUGCCCAAAUAACGAUUAUGAAUGUAAUGCAAUAGUAAAUCAGGAUUUUCAAGGCAAAAAUAUGAUGAAUAUGAAUCAAGUGGGUUUAACAGAUUUUACGACUUACAAAAACAUGCUAAAUAAUAAUGAAAAAAUACAAAGUAUUCCAUUUACAGACAGCACAAAUGAAAAGGAAAAAAAUAAUGAAGAAUACGAAUUUUCGCAGUUACGGUAUGAACGAAGUUUUUCCAAAAAUACAAUAUUUGAUGCUAAAAAUAAUGAAAAUGGUUAUAAUGAGCAAGUAAAAAUCGAAGCAUUGUGCAAUAUGCAACAAGAAGAGACAUCCAAAUUUCUGGAUAAAACACAACAUUGUUAUUUAAACAAAACGCAUAAUACGGAAAUAAAUAAUUCCCUUUGUAAUGAAUAUAAAAAUGAUUAUUCCAUCUGUGUAGGUAACAAAUUAAAUUAUACAAACAGUUCACCUGAUAUGUUUAUAAAUAAUAGUUUUAAUUUUAUGAACAAUAAUUUCACAAGUCAUGUAGACAACAUUUCUGCAAAUAUUCCGAAGGAUAUCAACAGCAAUAUAGUGCUUGGUAGUUCUUCAUCUACAAAUAGGGAUAUUAUUUAUAAUGAAAAUGAAAAUUAUAGUUCAAUAAAAUAUGCUGCACAUGAAAACACACAAGUUAAAACGGAAAUAAAAUAUACAGAUAGAGAACCAUCAAAUCAAAGAGUUCGCCGAAAAACGGCUGAAAGAUGUUUGAAAUUAAUUGAACAAGAUAUGUUAAAUAGAAAGUUGAGUGAAAAAUAG
Plasmodium malariae is the source of this 3861-nucleotide messenger RNA. RefSeq names its product conserved Plasmodium protein, unknown function. The transcript has a single exon. The coding region runs from base 1 to 3861 and encodes 1286 amino acids. The record is from RefSeq and is a predicted model, not a curated record. Gene Ontology annotation, molecular function: protein binding. NCBI's taxonomy places the organism in Eukaryota, Apicomplexa, Aconoidasida, Haemosporida, Plasmodiidae.